This is a messenger RNA of Phytophthora nicotianae INRA-310, 267 nucleotides long. RefSeq lists its product as hypothetical. The record is from RefSeq and is a predicted model, not a curated record. Bases 1 to 267 code for a protein of 88 amino acids. NCBI's taxonomy places the organism in Eukaryota, Oomycota, Peronosporomycetes, Peronosporales, Peronosporaceae. The transcript has a single exon.
AUGGCAUCACAGCAUUCGAUCUUAGCAACUGUCAGCUCGCUUUCGUCCAAGACGCAGUACACACAAGACAUGCGCUUCCGUUUCUACAGCAGUCGACUACGAUUCGUGGCCCACGAGUGGUUUUGCAAUGGUCUCACGCCGCAAGGAUGCUGCGUUUCUUUCUUCGCAACGUUAUCGGAUGCGUCAUCGUUGCGGAAUCCUGAAUCGGCUGCUUCUGCGCUGGGAAGAUUUCUCCCCUACGUUGUUAACACUGCAGUCGCGUUCUGA